AUGCAGACAAUUAUUUUGCUCGUACUCGUCGCAUUUAUCGUUCAGUCCUCCCUGCAAUGGACCGACUCUGACGGCAGUUUAGUGAUUCGAGCAAAACGAGCAGAGGCUGAGGGAAGUGGUGAGGGCAGCUCAGAAUCUCACGAAGAGGUGGAGAGGUCAGGAGAAGGAUCUGGUGAAGAAUCAGGUGAAGGAUCCGGGGAAUCCGGUGAGGCAGUGGAAACAUCUGGCGAAGGAUCAGGAGUUGAGGCUAGUGCCGAAGGUAGUGCGGAAGCAAGUGCAGAAGUGGAGAACGAGAAACCGUCGAAAUCUGGGAAAUCUGGGAAAGCGAAAGCGGAUUUAGUUGCGACCAUCUAG
Molecule: messenger RNA, 354 nt
Organism: Necator americanus (New World hookworm)
Lineage: Eukaryota; Metazoa; Nematoda; Chromadorea; Rhabditida; Ancylostomatidae
Exons: 4
Coding region: 1-354 (117 amino acids)
Source: RefSeq, a predicted model, not a curated record